AUGGAGACCAUCAAGAACGCCGCCAACUACGUCUCUGAGUCCAUCCAGGGUGCCGGUGCCACCGCAUCCAAGGAGGGCAACAAGAACGUCGCUAAGGACAGCAACGCUUCCCUCAGCACCCGAGCCCAAGCCGCCGGUGAUGCCGUCUCAGACAAGUUCGACGAGCAGGCUCACAACCGAAAGGCCGAUGUUCACAACGAGGCCGCUAAGCACUAA
Molecule: messenger RNA, 216 nt
Organism: Lithohypha guttulata
Lineage: Eukaryota; Fungi; Ascomycota; Eurotiomycetes; Chaetothyriales; Trichomeriaceae
Gene: GRG1
Product: Glucose-repressible protein
Exons: 2
Coding region: 1-216 (71 amino acids)
Source: RefSeq, a predicted model, not a curated record